Molecule: messenger RNA, 900 nt
Organism: Nilaparvata lugens (brown planthopper)
Lineage: Eukaryota; Metazoa; Arthropoda; Insecta; Hemiptera; Delphacidae
Exons: 7
Coding region: 70-900 (276 amino acids)
Source: RefSeq, a predicted model, not a curated record
CAAGAGAUGAUCAUCUUUGAUGCUUCUAGAUUAAUCCAUCAGUUAUAGUUCGACAUUCGGAGUGAGAAGAUGCAUAAAUUUGUGAGUUCAUUGUUUGGCUUUUCUGCUGUGGUCAUCUUCAUUUUACAGCUAGUGAUUGCAAAAGAGGAAACAGGACAUUCGUGGAGUGACCUUGUGAAUUCAUUUGUGCAUAAGGAUUUCUACUAUUAUUUAGGAGAUUAUCUUUAUGGAUCACCAAUCAGUUAUAACCAUCCCGAUCAAAUUUAUUUGAGAGUCGGAAAAAAGUGGGAAAAGACUAUUGGUAGUUCCAGUCAUGAAGUUGUCGACAAAAAUGGUGUAGCAAAUAAAAAUAUCUUAUCAUAUUUCACAUCCAUCGAGAGAGAAAUUUGGGUAUGCAGAAGUCGCCUGCCCAGAGGUGUCUGUAAAAGAGCGCUAAGAGGUGUGGGAGUGAAGAUGAAAUCUUCACAGCCAAUAAGCUUCUACCGGAUUGUUAAUGUGAUGCAUGGCAUACAGCCGAUGAAUAAGAUAUUCUAUUUUGAUGGAAUCGAGGUGUUCAAGGACAGAUGCGCCAUGAGACAAGUGGAUGAUAUGGGUGAAGCUGACACGGCUACCUUUCGGGAAAUUAAAUAUGUUGAUCCAUCUGAUAAGAAGGUUGUACGAUACAGAGGGAAGGUGUUCCUCAAAACGGAUCCUACUACCACCACAAAACCCAGUAUUUUUGAGCCUAUUGAUGUAUAUACGGAGAAACAAUACAAAAAAAAGAAUAACAAGAUAGAAGAAUUGGAAUUUUUGAAAAAUGGAACAUCCAAAAAACGAAAUAUUGGUUCAGAAGGAAGAAUUCUGAGAGUUGGCGUUGAACAUUAUGAAAUUUUAGGAUCAGCAUAUAAUGAAGCUAUGUGA